AUGGCUAUCCUAGUAAGGUACGUCGUGUGUCUGUUGAUGGUAACGCUCGCUGCCGGUGAUCUUAUUAAUGUUCCAAACGGAGGUCGUGAACGGGAUCAGCACUUCAGGCAGCGAAAGGAGGACAAUCUCCAGUCUGACACUAAAAAGCCGAAAUCUCAAGGACCCCCAGUGCAGGGGUAUGAAGAUCGAGAGCUGGAAACUGACUACUGGUUGGAGCAGGGACAGAAAACGUUGGCAGAUAAAUUGGCCACCUCGCAUAACACCAACCACGCUAAGAAUGUGAUUUUUUUCAUCGGAGAUGGUUUGUCGGCACAGACGGUUGCGGCGACGCGUAUGUACCUCGGCAAUGAGGCAAACAGUCUCUCGUUCGAGCACUUCAAAGACCUUGGCUCGGUGCGGACCUACUGCGUCAACCGGCAGGUCUCAGACUCAUCCUGUACCGCUAGCGCAUACCUGUCCGGUGUAAAGAUUAACUACGGCAUGGUCAACAUAGCUGCCUCAGUGCCCCGGUACGCCUGCGAAUACGAUCGGAACGCUUCGGACUUUGACGGACUUCUGAAGUGGGCGCAAGAGGCCGGUAAAAGUACGGGCAUCAUCACCACCACCAAGAUUACACACGCAACACCAGCCGGUGCAUAUGCCAACAGCGCCAAUCGGUACUGGGAGAACGAUGUAGAGGUCGCAGCAUCCGGUUGCGAUCCGGAGCAGGUAGAGGACAUCGCCGAGCAGCUGGUAGGUAACGAUGUAGCCCGUCACUUCAAUGUGGUUCUCGGUGGUGGGCGCGGCAAUCUGCUACCUAAGGACACGAUCGAUGAAGAGGGCAAAGCGGGUUACCGUGAGGAUGGUAAGAAUCUAAUUGACGAAUGGAAGCGAACUCACGCCACCAUGGGCAAAUCGGAGUACGUGUGGAACCGCGAACAGCUGUUGGGAGUUGACGUGUCGAACACUGACUACCUGCUCGGCCUAUUCGAAAAUGGACACAUGAAAUAUAACCUUGAGGUGCAGGCGAGCAGUGAAGCUAGCCGGCUCGAACCGACGCUGGAAGAAAUGACCGAAACCGCCAUCAAGUUGUUGCGCAAGAACCAAAACGGAUACGUGCUGUUUGUCGAAGGUGGACUGAUCGACGUAGCGCACCACGAAACAUGGGCUCGGCUGGCGCUGGACGAGACAGCAGAGUACUCUAAAGCGAUUGAUACGGCCCGUAAGAUCACCAGUGAGGAGGACACACUGAUCGUAGUGAGCUCAGAUCAUUCGCACACUAUGACGUACAAUGGCUAUCCUCUGCGUGGAAAUGACAUUCUAGGGUUGGGGGACGAAAGCGACGAGGAUCAGCUGCCCUACACGACACUAAGCUACGCCAAUGGGCUCUCCUACUAUUCGACGUACACCGAGCAGAACCACGCCGUGCGUGAAGAUGUCUCAAAGUUCGACUACACCGAUCCCAAACAGCUGUACAUGUCGAUGGUUCCGAUGGACGCCGAAACGCACGGUGGGGACGACGUGGCCGUUUGGGUGUCCGGGCCGAUGUCGCAUCUGUUCCGCGGCGUAUACGAGCAAAACGCUAUCCCGUACAUAAUCGCGUACAGUGCAAAGAUUGGUGACUACUACACCGGUGCCAGUUCCGUCCCGGUGUUCCUAUCACUACCGCUUUUGGUUGUCAGCAUUCUGUUGGCCGCAUUGAGCCGGUAG
This is a messenger RNA of Anopheles coustani, 1689 nucleotides long. Its product is annotated as alkaline phosphatase-like. The coding region runs from base 1 to 1689 and encodes 562 amino acids. Gene Ontology annotation, molecular function: alkaline phosphatase activity. The record is from RefSeq and is a predicted model, not a curated record. Gene Ontology annotation, biological process: dephosphorylation. The transcript has 3 exons. NCBI's taxonomy places the organism in Eukaryota, Metazoa, Arthropoda, Insecta, Diptera, Culicidae.